GCUGGUUGCAAGGAUUUAAAUGAUUUUCAUUGAAAUAUCUAUCAAUAGUCCAAUAGUUUAUGAACCGAUAGGGUUUGAAAAUCUAUUGACAUUUUCAUAGAACGCAUUUUCAAAAAGAAAAAUUAAUUUUAAAAAAAAAACAAAAACCAAACAAGGAAAUGUCUCUCGUCAAGGAAAGCAUUGUUAACGGAAAACUGUCAGAGGCAAGCGAUGAACCAUCUAAAUCGGAGAAGGAACAAAAAUCAGAGACAGCAUUCGCUGAAGAUCAAAUACCCUUAGCCCUGUUGCCACCCGAUCAUCCGCUACUUCAAAAGUUUCAACAGACCCUUAGGGAAUAUCUUCUGCGCACCCGAGAUAAGCUGAUCAAUGAAAUUGAAGAAAUCAAGUAUUCGGUCAAGCAGAAAGAACAACAGCGCGAAGAACAGGGAUCCACGUUGUACGACAUGCAGGAGGAAAUCGAACGCCAAAACGAACAGCUUGAAGAGUUUACCCAGCAAAUAGAAGAAAAUGUUCAGAAGCGGCAUCACGAAGAGGAGGCUGUGCGCCAGCUGAAAGAGGAGUUCGAAAAGAGAGCCCUAAUAACGAAGCAGCAGAAGACGCAAUACAACAAGCGAAUGUCUGAGCUGGAAAACAUGCAAGAACUAGAGAGAAACAUUCGCAAGUGGGCCGAUGAUGUCGAAGACGAAGUGAAAAAUGCCAAACGUAUUGUUAGCCGUGAUGCCCAGCUACAGCAGCAGCUAUCCGAAGAAAAGAAAAAGUCCGAUCUACUCUUCUACCAUUUGGACGUCGAGGUAAGAAAGAGUGAACGGGAACUGGAAAUGGUGCACAAUGAAGUCAAGGACAUGGAAGAAGUUAUGGAUGUGCUGAAUAUGAGCGUGGCCAAUGCCAAUGCCGACCUGGAGGCACUGGAAACUGAACACAAACGCCUAACGCAGGCUUGGUCGGAAGUCAUUGUGGCAAUAGCGCUCAGAGAUCGAAUACUCUAUCAAGUCCAGGAGGCAAUUAACAAAGAAAGGGAAGCUAUAAAACUAAAUACCGCUGGUAUUCAGGCUAUCAAAAAGCAGAUACGAAAAGAAUUGGAACUGAAUGAGAAAUUGGAAACAUUUAAGAAACGAUUAUCUGAUGAUUAUACUCUGCUUAGAAGAGAGUGCAAAACGCAAUCGGAUAUCCUGACUGGACUGGAAGAAAAACUCAUUGAAAUCCCCAUUCUGCUCGAACAAACCGAAAAAGAUCUGAAAGAGGCCAAGGUGGAGGGCACCAAUUUGGACACAGAAAUACGUCGAAUACAAAUAAAAAUUGACAAGCUUAACAAUCAAAAAUAUCUCAACGAAGAGAAUAUUCUGAAAUUGGCCCAGGAACAGCUGAUCACCGACAAGGCCAGUGAAUAUCGUCUAAAACUACUGAACAACUCGCAGGAGGAAAGGCGUACAAUGGAGUUGAAUUUAUCACAGGCUCAGAAUCAACUGGCGGAAACUCUACUCGAAAUGGAACGUCACAAAGCGGAUAAUUUUCGAAAUAGCCAAGAGAAUGAAAAACUUAACGAAAAGCUGCUCAGGUUGGAGCAUCAAGCGGACUGUAUGGCUUCGGAACUGAAACAAUUGGAGACGCAGAUUGAAAUCAAAAUGAAACGAAUGGAUAAACUGAACAGUCAGUUGGAUGAGCUGGUGCGUUCCAAUGAGGGCCAAGAGAUAAGUCCGACGGAAAUGAAGAUAAAACAAAUGGAGAAAUCUAUACAAGCGCUGGAUCAACAAAUCAGAGACUACCAACAAUUUUGGAUAAUGUUACAGAAUCAUUUUGUAAUUCUUUCCCAAAAGAGGAGUGACCAAAUGAAUCAGAUACAAAUAACCAGAAAACAAUUGUCUAUAAUUAAGCAAAAAUCUUUAAAAUUGGACCAAGAUCUCGAGCAAACGGAAAACAUUACUAAGGAGCUUAACAGAGAAAUACAAAUAUAUCAAUCCAAAUUGGAGCUACUAAAUGCCAGGGUAGCGAAGAAGCGCCAGCAACACGAAACCAUUGAAAACGAAUGCGAGCAGGAGCAUGGUGAACUUGUGGAAAAGCUUAAGGAUCAGGAAAUGAGAGUUUUACAACUCGAAGACGAUAUCAACGAACUACAAAGUGAUAUCGAACAUUACAAAGAUUUGGUUCUGGACAAGCACCGAGAAUCACUGUCGUGGGAAACUAAAUAUAAGCUCAUUGAAGAGACUCUGCGUUGGCGAAAGGAAGAGGGAGCCCUGGACAGUGAAUUGGGAACGAUGCGAACCGAAAUCCAUCGAAUGCAAAUCAGACAUCAGCAGCUGAGAAGGGCCCAAGGAAAACUCAUCCAGGAUCUCGAUCACUGCGUCAUGCAUCGCGAGCACAUAUCGGCAACAGCUUCGAGCAAACAAACACUCGAGCAAUCGAAGCCAUCCAAAGUUCGCCGGAACACCACAACGAUCCAGUAUAAAAUCAACGAUUUGCGCAAUAAACUGAAACAAAUGCAAACGGAAAUUAGUCUUCUCUCCGACCAGCAAAUCAGGCAACUCCAAAAUGACUACCGCUGCCUUGAAGAUGACACAAAGCGGCUGAGGGCUCUCAUCGAGCAAGAAACCAAGGAAAAUUCCAAGUUAAAGGCUGACAUCGAGGUUGGUCUCUUGCAGAAACAUCAGAAUCUGGAAAAUAUCGUGCGCAAGCAAAAUCGUGCCAAAUCGUAUCGGCGCUUGAAUGGCUCAACACAGCCUUUCAAACUGCCACGCUCCGAGGCAACGAUUCUUAGCCAAAUGCAAAAACAAAUGGAAAUGAACGACCAGUUGAUGGAGGUCCUUCAAGUGCUCAGCACCGAUCAUCCCGAACGGCAAAUAUAUUUCUCAAAACUAUUGCAAAUUUUAAAAACUUAAAAUCCGAUUCAAAUUUUAUGUGAGACAAAUUCCAGGAUUGAAGCACAUUAAUGCGGAAAGAAGUUUCUAACUAAUAACAUGAUAUACAAAUAACAUUAUAUACGAAGAUGCAAAGGCUCUGAAAAUACAAUUUUAAAACUUUAUAAACAA
Molecule: messenger RNA, 3023 nt
Organism: Musca domestica (house fly)
Lineage: Eukaryota; Metazoa; Arthropoda; Insecta; Diptera; Muscidae
Gene: l(2)41Ab
Product: coiled-coil domain-containing protein 40
Exons: 6
Coding region: 159-2873 (904 amino acids)
Biological process (GO): axoneme assembly
Cellular component (GO): cytoplasm
Source: RefSeq, a predicted model, not a curated record